Numida meleagris (helmeted guineafowl) is the source of this 1702-nucleotide messenger RNA. RefSeq names its product homeobox protein vex1-like. The record is from RefSeq and is a predicted model, not a curated record. Lineage: Eukaryota; Metazoa; Chordata; Aves; Galliformes; Numididae. Gene Ontology annotation, biological process: regulation of transcription by RNA polymerase II. The coding region runs from base 152 to 856 and encodes 234 amino acids. Gene Ontology annotation, molecular function: RNA polymerase II cis-regulatory region sequence-specific DNA binding; DNA-binding transcription factor activity, RNA polymerase II-specific. The transcript is spliced from 3 exons.
UCAUGCAGCCUUGAGCCCCACUAACUGCGGCGCUCAGAGAUUAGGCGGAUGUAACAAUCACCUGAGAGGGAGAUUAAAGGCCUCUCAACUGAGUCCUUUGUUCUCGGCCUCAUUUGAUGCUCGGCGAACCACGCCGCGGAAGGUGCUUUAAAUGUUUGCCCCCAGCGCCGGGACGGCUUCGGAGAACGGGAAAAGCCCUGCCAUCAUGGAGAAGCGCUGCUUUUCGGUGGAGUGGUUGGCUCAAAGCAGCCGUAGCGAAGGCGAAGGGGAGAGGCGCGCAGUUCAGGCACGCACAGCACACGCGGCCCCGGGGCGGCGCAGCCCCGCUCACGAGAUGGAGGUGGGAGGUGGCGCGCGGCCCCGCACCAAGUUCUCGGCAGAGCAGCUGCAGGAGCUCGAGCGGAGCUUCCGCGAGCAGCGCUACAUCGGCACCAGCGAGAAGAGGCGGCUGGCGGCGGCACUAGACCUCUCGCAGAGCCAGAUAAAAACCUGGUUUCAGAAUCGCCGCAUGAAAUUUAAACGUGAGACGCAGGAUGCUAGGGUGGAAGCCCUUGUCUCAGGCCUGUUCCUGUCCUGUCACUGUUACCCGGACACGGGGGCAUCCAGCUGUCUUCAUGGGGUGGAUGUCAGCAUGUCCUCCUCUACCCCCAGCGCUCCCCUCCACCCCGCGGGGCCUGGCCCGGCCCAGCUGGUGCCCCCUGUUCCAGCUCAGCUCCCUCACGCAGCUCUGCCAGGCACAGCCUUGCUGCUCCACCCCGGCCCAGCGCUGCCUGCCUACUCUGCUGUGAUUCCAGCCGUGACUUUAACCAACGACCACAAAGGACUGAGGUUCCAGCCCUACCUUCCUUCCUGUUAACAGCGCCAAAGAUCAUCUGUAAUCUACCAAAUAUCUAAAGAGUAAUUAUUUAUUUAGUUAUAUUAAAUAUAUGGAUGACUUAUUUUUUUUCCCUAAUGUUAAAAAGAAAUAACAACCUCAAAGUAUAAUAUUGAGAGUGGAAGCAUAUGACUUGAAAUUUCUACAGCCUUCAGUUCACUGUACUGAAACACUUCUUAUCCAAAAGUUUAUUUCUAGAAAAUAGCCUAUAAUCAGGUGGGGCUCCUCACUGGAAAAAAGGGAGCACUUAUCAUAUUUCCAUAUAUACAGUAACUACAUAAUGAAAUAUGUGGAGAACAUAGUGAAUAGCUGUACGUGACUAGGGGUUUUUAAGGAAAGGCUAGUAAACAUCAAGCAAAUUAAAAUGAAAAUGAUAUAAUAGGUGUCAGCCCUCUGACCAAACACAAACAAGUUGCCUAAUAUUGUAUUUCAUCUAUAUAUUUUGCAUAGUCUCUAAAGUCACCCCCCCUUUAUGUGGCUGCAUUUAAAAAGAGGAAGCUAAAGGAUUAGUUGUCAAUCAUCUUUUUGAUGCCAGUGCCAAAUGUACUUGAGCAUUUUCAGCAGUAGAUUUAAAUUACAAGUUGUUCCCAAGUUUUGUUCUAUUAUAUCACUCAAAAAUUGAAAUAUUUCAGUUAGUUUUUACAUCUACAAUAACUUGAAGCUGCAGCACAGCAUUGGGCUUGCCAUCAGGUACACUUGGGACUGCUCCUUAAAAUCCUCAAGCAAGCUUUACAGAGAAUGGCAGGAUUCAAGCCUAUAGGUAGGGAGUAGUGAGAAGCAUACCUUGCAUCACCACAGAGCAACACCAGCAGGUGUGACUGCAUCUCU